Messenger RNA from Adineta steineri, 1326 nucleotides. The record is from the annotation of a GenBank genome assembly. Lineage: Eukaryota; Metazoa; Rotifera; Eurotatoria; Adinetida; Adinetidae.
AUGAGUUUCUUAUGGGAUUGGUUUACUAAUAUUUUAUCCACACUUGGUUUACAUAAAAAAAGUGGCAAACUUGUAUUUCUUGGUCUUGAUAAUGCUGGAAAAACAACUUUAUUACAUAUGUUAAAAGAUGAUCGAUUAGCUCAACAUGUACCAACUCUACAUCCAACUUCCGAAGAAUUGGUUAUGGGUAAUAUGAAAUUUACAACAUUCGAUUUAGGUGGUCAUGCUCAAGCUCGUCGUGUAUGGAAAGAUUAUUUUCCAGCAGUUGAUUCAAUUGUUUUUCUUGUUGAUUCAGUUGAUCGAAGUCGUUUUGCUGAAACAAAAGCAGAACUUGAUAGUUUAUUAACAGAUGAACAAGUUGCUAAUGCACCAAUUGUUAUUCUUGGUAAUAAAAUUGAUUUACCAGGAGCUGUUAGUGAACAGGAACUUCGCUAUGUACUUGGAAUAUCCACAGCAACAACAGGAAAAGGUAAUGUUCCACGUUCGAAUAUCAAUGGACGUCCAAUGGAAUUAUUUAUGUGUAGUGUAUUGAGACGCGAAGGUUAUGGAGAAGCAUUUCGAUGGCUUUCACAUUAUGAAUGUGAGAUAUUGAGAGCAUCUCAAUGUCCACCAGGUCCAACAAAAGAUGAUGAAGAAUUAAUGAAAUCGGAGUUAUAUACAAAAGAACAAUUAUUUGCUUUUUGUGAUGCUGGUAAAACAUAUGCAGAUUGUAUCAAUGAACGUUUACAUUGUUGUGAUAUGCGUGUUGAAUAUGCAUCAGCAUUAGUAUCACUUGAUGCUCAACUAAAACGUAAUGCAUGGCGUACUGGAAAAUAUUGUACUGGAAUUAGUGAAACAAAUAUUAUACAAUAUAGAUGUUUAACAACAUUAGAAUCAGGAUUAACUACAACUUUACAACCUACAAUCACAACAAUAAUACCAAUAUGUGAUGUUGAAAAAGCUGGAAGAGAAUGUAGUCCAAUUAUUGAAAAUCGUGUACAUUUUGAUUCUCAAUGGUCUGUUUAUGAAAAAGCUAAAUGGUGUAAAGAUACUUAUGACUAUUAUAUAUGUGCAUUAUCAUAUAUAACAAAUUGUACAACAAUAUCUGUUGCAACUGAUAUUGCUCAAUUAACACUUUUCAUGGAUUUUAUAGAAAAAACUGCUAAUCGUGAAUGUCCCGGUGGUCUAUAUGGUUGUGCAGUGAAUGCUAAUAGUGAUAUGCGUUGUCGCGCUGGUGCAAAGUAUUUUCUUGACAAAAAUGCAUUAACUGAUCAAGCUAUCAUACGACAAAGAUCAUCUCUUACUCUACUUAUCAUAUUUUUAUGUUUAUUCAUUUGUUCAUAUUAG